Molecule: messenger RNA, 4050 nt
Organism: Phyllostomus discolor (pale spear-nosed bat)
Lineage: Eukaryota; Metazoa; Chordata; Mammalia; Chiroptera; Phyllostomidae
Gene: ELOA
Product: elongin A
Exons: 11
Coding region: 25-2427 (800 amino acids)
Biological process (GO): transcription elongation by RNA polymerase II
Cellular component (GO): nucleus; elongin complex
Molecular function (GO): protein binding
Source: RefSeq, a predicted model, not a curated record
GUGGCGCUUCCGUCUCCGCCGGGGAUGCUCGGAGGGCGGAGCCGCGGCCCGCGGACGCGACGCGAGCCCAGUUCCGGCGAGGAGGCCGCGCCAGUGACAGCGAUGGCGGCGGAGUCGGCGCUCCAAGUUGUGGAGAAGCUGCAGGCGCGGCUGGCGGCGAACCCGGACCCGAAGAAGUUAUUAAAAUAUCUGAAGAAACUCUCCGCCUUGCCUAUUACAGUGGACAUCCUUGCGGAGACCGGCGUUGGGAAAACAGUAAACAGCUUACGAAAACACGAGCAUGUUGGAAGCUUUGCCAGGGACCUCGUGGCCCAGUGGAAGAAGUUGGUUCCUGUGGAACGAAACACUGACCCUGAGGAACAGGACUUCGAGAAGAACAAUUCCCGAAAGCGCCCCAGGGAUGCUCUCCGGAAGGAGGAGGAGCUCAAGGGGGACUACCAAGAAAACUGGAACGCCUCCAGCAGCCAACAGUGUAGUCCUGAUCACAGACAGAAAAAGCACAGGAAACUCUCCGAACCCGAAAGACCUCACAAAGUGUCUCACGGUCAGGAGAGGAGAGAGGAGCGAAAGAGGGGCCACAGGGUCUCACCAAUUUACUCCUCAGACCACGAGUCUUCCGAUUAUGGCCACGUUCAGUCCCCUCCAUCGUCUGGCAACCCUCAUCAGGUGUCCGUGGACCAUUACAGAUCCCCAGAUGAGGACCACGAGCCCUUUGCUCCGCACCAGAAGCCUGGAAAGGGCCACAGUAAUGCCUUUCAGGACAGACGGGGCUUCAGUCAAGAAAGACAGCUGGGUGAGCCCCAGGGGAAGGGGGUUGUGAGUCACAGCAAGGAGCACAAAUCUUCCCAUAAAGAGAAGCGUCCAGUGGACGACCGGGGAGAGGACAAGCUGCCUUUGAGCAGAGAGAAAUCCCACAAGGUCGUCUCCAGAGAGGAGAGCCGGAGGCCCCUCGCCGGGGACGGCACAAAGGAGAAACUGCCCUCUGGUGGCACCAGGAGAGAGAAGGAGAGAGAGGGCAGCACCAAGAAGUUUUCGUCCCCGUUGGAGACUGCUUCAGAUAACCACCCCAAAAAGCAAAAGCACAAAGACUCAGAGAAAACCAAAUCAGACAAAAGCAAGCAAAGUCUGGACAGCUUAGGCACAGGGAAGGGGGCCAGAGACCUGCUGCCCAAGGCAAAAGAGAAGGUUUCUAACAACCUAAAGACUCAAGAGGGGAAAGUAAAAACCCAUUCAAAUAGGAAGCCGGCAGCCUCCCUCCCUAAAGGCGAGGAGGCAGACGUGGAUGAUGAAUUUGAGCAGCCCACCAUGUCCUUUGAGUCAUACCUCAGCUAUGACCAGCCCCGGAAGAAGAAGAAAAAGGUUGUGAAAACCUCCGCCACGACUGUCGGAGAAAAAGGACUUAAAAAAAGUGACUCGAAAAGCACUAGUAAAAACUUGGACCCAGUUCAGAAAUUACCCAAGGUGAACGAAAGCAAGUCGGAGAAACUCCAGCCGGCCAGGGCUGAUGCAGCCAAGCCGAGAAAGGUCCUCGCCGACGCGUUGCCCGUGUUGCCGGACCUCCCGCUACCUAUGAUACAGGCCAAUUACCGGCCACUUCCUUCCCUUGAAUUGGUGUCCUCUUUCCAACCAAAGCGAAAAGCACACUCUUCUCCCCAGGAAGAGGACGAAGCUGGGUUCACUGGACGGAGAAUGAAUUCUAAGAUGCAGGUGUAUUCUGGUUCCAAGUGUGCCUAUCUCCCCAGAAUGAUGACCUUGCACCAGCAGUGCAUCCGGGUACUUAAAAACAACAUCGACUCAAUCUUUGAAGUGGGAGGUGUCCCAUAUUCUCUUCUUGAACCCGUUUUGGAGAGGUGUACACCUGAUCAGCUGUAUCGUAUAGAGGAAUACAAUCACGUAUUAAUUGAAGAAACAGAUCAAUUAUGGAAAGUUCAUUGUCACCGAGACUUUAAGGAGGAAAGGCCAGAAGAGUAUGAGUCAUGGAGGGAGAUGUACUUGCGACUUCAGGAUGCCCGAGAGCAGCGGCUACAAUUACUGACGAAGAAUAUCAAAUCUGCACAUGCCAAUAAGCCCAAAGGCCGACAAGCACAGAUGGCCUAUGUCGACUCUGAGGCCAAGCCACCUCGUGAUGUUCGAAGGAGGCAGGAGAAGUUUGGAACAGGAGGAGCAGCUGUGCCCGAGAAAAUCAAGAUUAAGCCAGCCCCUUACCCCACGGGAAGCAGCCAUGCUCCCUCCAGCAGUGGCAGCAGCAGCUUUAACGCCAGCCCUGAGAAGUCAGCCUAUGAUGGCCCGAGCACCAAAAGUGCCCACUACAUGCCCGUCGUCAGCAGUGCUGUUUCCUACGAUCCUAGGAAACCGCCUGUGAAGAAAAUUGCCCCCAUGAUGGCUAAGACGAUUAAAGCUUUCAAGAACAGAUUCUCCCGUCGAUAAACUGAGGACUUGCCUUGGAGGUGGAAUUUAGGGGUGAGGAAGAUAAGGACAGUGGGGGCUGGGGAAUGGGACUUCCAAAGGAGACCCGAGUCUUUUGCAUCGUGGAAGCUUCGGUCUCUGAGCCCUGCGCAGUCCGCGGGGGUCGCAUCUGUGAACCCAUGUGCCGCAGCCACUGCCUCCCGCCUGGAGAAUACUUCAGAGUUCUGAAGAAGAUGUGAAGCCUCAGUCUCACUGAGCAUUUUAAGGUCAAUUAUACUUUUGUUGUUAUUUAGCUUCUUUGUAAACUAUAAGAUAGUUUUAAUUAAUAAAUAUUGCCCAGAUUGUAUUUAUAUUACCCCCAGGUUUUUUGUUUUUGUGUUUUUUGUCCUCUACCACACACUUAGCCUUUUAUUUUCAGGGUCCUUUAUUAAUCAGCUUAGACAACAGCCUAAUGAAAGCCAUUCCCCAUCCCAGUCGGGCUCUCCUGAAUGGACUCUGGUCCAGAGGGGAGACUAGGCAUCCCCAUAGUCUGUGUGGUGCCUGCUCCACAGGGCGAGGAGUGGGUCCGUGGCUACCUGUCUAGAGGGGGCCCUCAACGUGCGGACAGGAAGCGUUCAGGUUAGACGCCCCGCCGCUGAGGUCCUCCCCAGUGUUGCUUUGGGUUCCUGUGCAGGAGGAACUCUCUCUCUUAUUCACUAAAUAGUAUUUAUUAUUAAGGGAGGUUAUUUGUGAAGGUCUAGAAUCUUUCCCCCAUCCUUUUUGCCAGUUCCCACUUUUUUUUUUUGAGGCUCACUAGAGGACACAGAACCUUGGAAGUCGAUUUGCACAGAACCAAUUUCCAGUGUCUGAUUCAAAACUUUAGGGUUCUUUUUCCUGCUCCCAUUAGCAUGGGGGAAACACAAAUACUCGGCAGGGCUUUUUAUCGCACCCCCCCCCCCAACCCCAAUACAACUUUAGAGUUUUAAAAGCCAGCACUUUAACUCUUGAUCCCUGUGAAUUAGUACUAGAAGUGAAUAGUUUUAAAAGCUAUAAUGCUAUGCUGGAAAUUGGUUUGGUUUUGCUUUCUUUAAAAGGUACGAUCAUGUGAUUGGAAGAGCACCACAAGUUGCUGUGUUUUGUAGAGAGCUUUGCAGCUGAAGCUCUCUCUACUUUUCAAGUGUUUAAGCCAGAACUUGGAGGGAAGGGCCAACUUAGCAAAAGUGUCUGAGCUGUAGUGUCAAGAUGGGGGAGCACCACAGGGGUAUCCAUAAGUUUGGGAAGGGAGAGUCUCCCUUUUGAGGUGACCUGGGGGUAAGGUCAGAAUGAGGAGGGCAGUGUCAGUGCCCUCUUGGCUGCUGAGGAACACCGAUCUAGGAGGACCCCACCUGGUCCACUUGGUUGUGGCCCAGGUGGAAGCAGAUGCUAUAAACAGAGGGGCCCGUCCUUAAGAAACCUGUUAAGCAGACUGAGGACCGUGGCAGUCUGUCCCUUCAAUAAGCGCACUCAGAGCUCAGAAUAGGGAGCCCGUUGCUUGUAACCAUCCUGGAGACCCAGUUCCGCCAACUUCGAAGACCCAGAGCAGUGGCUGUUCAGUGCACACUGCUGUGCGGGGUGCCUGUUGCGAUGGGGCAUAAGUAUUGUUCUGUUUUAAUAUACUGUAUUUUU